Molecule: messenger RNA, 2697 nt
Organism: Verticillium nonalfalfae
Lineage: Eukaryota; Fungi; Ascomycota; Sordariomycetes; Glomerellales; Plectosphaerellaceae
Exons: 4
Coding region: 1-2697 (898 amino acids)
Molecular function (GO): protein binding
Source: RefSeq, a predicted model, not a curated record
AUGCCCCAGCUCGGCGCGACAUUUGUUCCCAGCGGCUUCGAUGACUAUUACAUGCCUGAGGUCGUCGCGCCCGCCCCCCAGCGCAUAACGCCGCAGGUCCCUCAGAACAUGCAAGACGACCUUCAGCGCAUGGAACUUGAAGCACGCGAAGCCCCCCGACCGGCAAACGACGACAACUCCCCCUCCAGCCUCUACAGCAAUCACCCGCAGCGACAAUCGUCUCUUCGGGGCCCUCCCGCCAACGCGUACGGAAAGACCACUGACGACGAUUAUACCGCUCUGCCCAGCAGCACCCCAGGCAAGACCGCCACCAUGUCGCACACUGGCGACGCCCCCUCCUUCUCUCCCUUCCCAAAAGUGAAGGGGGAGAAUAUCCCGCCAAGCGACGAAGACAAGGAGGGCAUUCUAUGGAAAGCUCGCGAGCAUGUUCUGCACUCGAACAAUGUCUCCAUGCAGCUGUCAUGGGCGCGCGAUACCCUCUCGUGGGUCGAGAUCCUGCAAGAGGCUGCCGUCAGGGAAGCAGAUGGCCAACCCCGCCCCCAGACCCCCAAGGUUGAGCACACUCUACGACUAGAUGCCGUUAGCAUCGUCGACUACCUCGCAGGGCAGGAUCAUCCUGAAGCCAUGUUCAUCAAGGCGAAGUGGCACGAAUUCGGCAAGUUUGGCGUUCGUCAAGACAAGAAGGAGGCCUACAACGGCUACAAACGAGCUGCAGCUUUGGGCUACGGCCGUGCUGAAUAUCGCAUGGGCAUGCUGUUUGAGAGCUCCAACGACUUUGUGCAAGCUGUCGAGCAUUAUUAUGUCGGCCUGCGCCACAAGGACUCUGCCGCCUCCUACCGGCUGGGCAUGAUGAGUUUGCUGGGUCAGCACGGUCAGCCCAAAGAUUACAACAGGGGAUUGCAGCUCAUCAACGAGGCUGCCGACGCAGCGGACGAGGACGCGCCCCAAGGUGCUUACGUUUACGGCAUGCUGCUGUCGAGGGAGCUGCCCGAGAUUAGUAUACCCGACACAGUCUUACCCCUCGAUCUGUCUCUGGCCAAAAUGUACCUAGAAAAGGCGGCUUACUUGGGAUUCGCCAAGGCGCAGCUGAAGAUGGGUCAAGCGUACGAGCUGUGCCAGCUGGGAUGCGACUUCAAGCCAGCCUACUCCAUCCACUACUACGGCCUGGCCGCGCAACAGGGCCAGCCCGAAGCCUCGCUCGGCGUCAGCAGGUGGUUUCUCUUUGGCUACGAGGGCGUUUUCAACAAGAAUGAGCAGCUGGCCUACAAGUAUGCCCAUGAUGCCGCCGUGGCCAAGCUGCCCACUGGCGAAUUUGCCAUGGGCUACUACCACGAAAUCGGCAUCCACGUCUCCAAAGACCUCCGCCAAGCUCGUCACUGGUACGAACUAGCCGCAGAACAUGGCAACAAGGAUGCCGUCGGCCGUCUUGACUCCCUCAGCGAGUCCAAGGCCCUGACCAAACAAGACCACGAGACGACCACGUUGACCAGAAUUAAGUCUACUCACGGCUCACAGCGUGGCAAGAGACCAGACCGCUUCAGACAACAACAACAACAACCCAGCAAGGCGAUGCCGACUGUCACGGAGAGUGCGCCGACAACGCCAAUCGACAGGCCCUCUCCUCGGGUUUCGCCUCAACCCUCACCUGGACAGCAUCCCACGCUGGUCCAGGAUGGUCUGGACUUUCCUGAUCCUUCCCGCGCGUCUGUUCAGGUCGCCAGGACGCCUGCAUUCGGCGUCAACCUCGACACAGGCUUGGCUAUGCGUCCAAAGUCAGCCGCGCCAUAUCCUGAGGAUGACAGGCCCGCGCCGCUCAGCUACGGCGGUCGAUCGCCAUCCACGGCACCAUACCCCGAUGACGACAUGGCCUCGAGGCAUCUCAGCGCCGGGAACCUCCGCUCUGCCUCCGGACCCCACGCUGACCGACCCAUGAGCGCCUUUGGCAUUCGCCCGAGUGCGACGGAUGUCUCUGGUGGAAGACACCCUUACGGCAACGAGGGCAUACGCGGUUCGCAGUCGAUGGCGAACCUGGCACCAACUGGCGGCGACCCCCGCGGCCGGCCCGCCCAGGGACCUGGCGGCUACAGACAGCCGAGCCCUGGCCCUCCGGGCGGGGGAUACAGACAGCCGAGCCCUGGCCCUCCGGGCGGGGGAUACAGGCAGCCGAGCCCUGGCCCCGGGGGUUACGGCCGCCAGGAUAUGCAGCGCCCGUCAACGGCACAGCCAUACGGGGGCGGCAGCGGUGGCGGUCCUGCCAGCAACCCGGCUGUCAAUAAGCUCAGCAAACAACAGGCACCUGCGGGUUACAACAACAAGCCGCAACCACAGAGCCCGUACGGCGGUGGCGGUGGCUACGGCGCCGGUCCUGGGCCUGCCCCUGGCGCACCAAACAACUACAGCCAGCCGAAUCUGUCAUCGCAACCACAGCCGGGUCGCGAGUACGGAGCGCGGACGUCUUCACGCCCUACUUCGACAGCAGUUGGCCCGGGAGGUCGACCGGAAAGUGCGGGUGGGCGACCUCCCGUAGGACGACCGGACCUCGAGGGCAGGACUGGGAGUGCACCGCCGGGGGCGCAACCACGACCACCGGCCCCAGCACAGGCCAAGCCGGGUAAGCAGCCGGGCCAGGGCCCUGCGACAUUUGAGGAGAUGGGUAUUCCCCAGGGCAAAGGCGACGACCAAUGUAUCCUCAUGUAG